This is a messenger RNA of Lolium rigidum, 1797 nucleotides long. Its product is annotated as glucan endo-1,3-beta-glucosidase 14-like. Gene Ontology annotation, biological process: carbohydrate metabolic process. The transcript is spliced from 3 exons. The record is from RefSeq and is a predicted model, not a curated record. The coding region runs from base 320 to 1621 and encodes 433 amino acids. Gene Ontology annotation, molecular function: hydrolase activity, hydrolyzing O-glycosyl compounds. NCBI's taxonomy places the organism in Eukaryota, Viridiplantae, Streptophyta, Magnoliopsida, Poales, Poaceae. Gene Ontology annotation, cellular component: plasma membrane.
GACAUAAGAAAAUCUUAGUGGCUUUUAUCGGCAGAACAAAAUUGGAAGUGCUCCUUGGAAGUAUUCGUACUCGAAUCGAAGUUGCUGGAUAGAGCGGGAGGUAGAGGAAGGAAACAAUCUUGUUGCAGCUGAAGCCUGAAGGUUCACUGACAAACACAGAGCAGAGCAUAGUACGUCGCGCGCGGGAGCAACGCAAGAGACCGGAUUCCAUUCCAUCCUUGGAAUCCAAACAUUAACCUCGAUCGCCUGCUUACCACUCUCGGCAACUUUGAUCCUUGGCUUGCUCCGGCCGAGGAAGCAAGCGAGCAAACCGGGCCUGAUGGACCUCCUCCUCCUAUUCCCCCGGUCGUUGCGUGCGCAGCUCGCCUCCACCUUCUCUUCCUCGUCGGCGCGCCGGAAGAAGAUCAUGGCGGUGACUCCCCGGGGCCGGCCCGGUACCAGCCUCUGCCAACGCCGGCCGAUGCUCCUGCUCCUCCUGUUCUGCUGCCUCCUCGCCUUCUUCCCCUGCCGCGCGUCGGCGUUCCACUCGUUCGUGGGGACGUACGGGGUGAACUACGGGCAGAUCGCUGACAACCUGCCGAAGCCGCCGGAGGUGGUGAGGCUGCUCCAGAUGGCCAAGAUCAAGAACGUCCGGAUCUUCGACUCCAACCACGACAUCCUGGACGCGUUCCGCAACUCCGGCCUGAACCUGGCCAUCGCCAUCCCCAACGGGCUGGUGAAGGACAUCUCGGCGAACCCGGCCAAGGCCAUGGACUGGGUGAACGAGAACGUGCAGCCCUACUACCCGUCCACCCGCAUCGUGGCCAUCAUCGUGGGCAACGAGAUCCUGGGCGGCGCCGACUCGGGCCUCGCCGAGGCGCUCAUCGGCGCCGUCGUCAACGUGCACGACGCGCUCCGCGCCCUCCGCCUCUCGCGCACGAUCGAGGUGAACACGCCGCACUCGGAGGCCGUGUUCGGCAGCUCCUACCCGCCCUCCAACGGCACCUUCCGGCCGGACCUCAUGGUGUACCUCAAGCCGCUGCUGGACUUCUUCUCCCAGACCGGCGCGCCCUUCUACGUGAACGCGUACCCGUUCCUGGCCUACAUGAGCGACCCGGCGCACAUCGACGUCAAGUACGCGCUCAUGGAGCCCAACGCCGGCAUCCUCGACCCCAAGACCAACCUCCACUACGACAACAUGUUCGAGGCGCAGCUCGACGCCACCUACUCCGCGCUCGAGGUCGCCGGCUACCCGGACAUGGAGGUGCGCGUGUCCGAGACCGGCUGGGCGUCCGAGGGGGACGCCUCGGAGACGGCGGCGACGCUGGAGAACGCGCGGACAUACAACUUCAACCUCAGGAAGCGGCUCUUCCUCAGGAAGGGGACGCCAUACAGGCCCAAGCGGGUGGUCAAGGCCUUCAUCUUCGCGCUCUUCAACGAGGACCAAAAGACCGGACCCGGCAGCGAGCGCCACUUCGGCCUCUUCAAGCCCGACGGCAGCGUCUCCCUCGACAUCGGAUUCAAGGGCCUCAGGUCGUCCUCGUCGUCGUUGCUCACCGAGCAUCGAGCCAGGGGGUGGAUCCUGCGCUACUGGGCGGCGCUUCUGCCAUGCACAUUCGUUUUCUUAGCUUUGGCAGCAUGAUUAACAUUGACCGCGGGCAGAUUAGCAAGCCUGUGUUUACGUAGGAAGGAAACGGCCAUGAUUUCUGUAAAUUCCACAGUUCGAUACACCGAUCCUCUCAAAUCUCAAUCUCUCACAUACAUCAGUGUCCUGUUCGUUUUAUACUGUAUAUAAAUAUUCGAAUCAUUUCUGAAUGA